Messenger RNA from Hibiscus syriacus, 1602 nucleotides. RefSeq names its product UDP-glycosyltransferase 13-like. The transcript has a single exon. Gene Ontology annotation, molecular function: UDP-glycosyltransferase activity. Bases 134 to 1468 code for a protein of 444 amino acids. The record is from RefSeq and is a predicted model, not a curated record. NCBI's taxonomy places the organism in Eukaryota, Viridiplantae, Streptophyta, Magnoliopsida, Malvales, Malvaceae.
AACCUCGAGGGGGGGGGGGGGGAACUACCCGAUGCCCAAGGAGCUUAAGUAGUCCUCCCCCGAUAAACCAAACUCCACAGCAUCAGAAAGGCAAGCAUUCAGCUUGGUCAAAUUCAAGCCUUUUUAGCUAAUAAUGUCUCUUCAUGUUGCUUUGCUCCCAAGCUCCGGCAUGGGUCAUCUUCAACCAAUGCUUAGACUUGCUGCCUCUCUUAUCCGCCACCAAUGUUCAGUCACUUUAAUCACUUCUCACCCUAUUGUCUCUUCUGCUGAAUCUCAGCUUGUCUCCAAUUUCCUCUCUGCAUUUCCUCAGGUUAACGAGAAGAAGAUCACUCUCAUCCCCAUCGAUCCCACCACUGUUAAUACCACCGACCCUUUUUCAAUCCAAUGGGCCACCAUUUGCCACUCUGCUCACCUGUUUUCUCCCAUCCUCUCUUCAUUGUAUCCUCCACUCUCGUUCGUCGUCACCGAUAUAACAUUGCUGUCGUCUGUGAUCGAAAUCACUGAAAAUCUCCGUCUACCUAACUAUAUUCUCUCCAUUUCGUCGGCUCGGAUGUUUUCACUUGUCUCUUCUUUUCCUUCUAUCCCUUCAUCGAUCCCGAAGACAUCGAUUCCUCCGCAGGUUCUGGACUCGAGCAGCUACUUCGCAAAGAACUUCUCAGACGCCAGCAAGAGCAUCAAGCGUUUCGAUGGCGUUCUGAUCAAUUCAUUCGAAGGGCUCGAAAAGGAAUGCUUUGAGAUGCUUGCUGCUGCAGAGUUAACAGACGGGCUGCCGCCAGCUUUCCCCCUUGGACCGUUUCUGCCAUUGCCAUUCGAGGGGGGAUCUUCGUCUUCGUCUUCACCAUUCAUGAAGUGGCUGGACAACCAGAAGGAAAGUUCAGUGGUUUUCGUCUGCUUCGGCAGUAGGUCAUCAAUGUCCAAAGAGCAAAUAAGGGAGCUAGGCAGUGGACUAGUAAUAAGUGGAUACAAGUUUUUGUGGGUGGUGAGGACUAAAGUUGUUGACAAAGAAGAAAAAAGAGACGACUUAGAUGAGGUUGUAGGACACCAAGUGAUGAACAAAGUGAAGAACAACGAUGCGUUUGUUGUGAAAGAGUGGGUGGAUCAAUGGCGGAUACUGUGUCACAAAGCGGUGGGUUUGUUCCUAAGCCAUUGUGGAUGGAACUCGGUGGUGGAAACAUCUUGGCAUGGGAUCCCGAUCCUCGGAUGGCCACAUGCUGGAGACCAAAUGAUCGCUGGGGAGGUUACGGAGGCAGCUGGGUGGGGGGUUUGCAUGAAGAACUGGGGAUGGGGAAUCAAUAACCAUUUGGUGAAAGGGGAGGAGAUUGGGAACAAAAUCAAGGAGGUGAUGGAAAAUCAAACGGUUAGAAUCAAAGCUGAAAGAAUCGGAGAAGUGGCCAAGAAAACAACCGAGGCUGGUGGAAGGUGCGAUGAUGUGAUGAACAAGUUUCUUUAUAGCUUGAACAAGAACUAAACAAGUGAAUUUCGUGAACACUCCAUUGAUCUGUUGUGAUUUCUCUUUCGUCCGUGUUUUGUGUUAUUGUAUGCUUAGUCUUUUCUAUUACGUGUAAUUUUCUAUUACGACCCUUCUCUAAAAAAAAGCUUUUU